AUGCAGAAUGUCGGACAGUCUGAAAAUCGAAAUAUCGAUAAGGUGAAUGUGCAACUUGAUGUGGUAAAAUCCUCCACUCCUCAGAGUUCGGCUUCAAGUCCAGCUAAAUCUGAAACCGAAACAUAUUCCGGAGCACCCGCUAAAUACAUGACGGAUUCAUCAGAAAGCGAAGAUGAUUCCGUGUCCGAGGCCGAUAUGGAUGAAGAAGGUGGCAGUGCAGAGACUUCAAAGUUCCUACUCUCUCAUGGUGAGCCCGAACCAACAGUCGAUGCAGAAAUGCAAGCCAGGCUGGAAACACUGUUAGAAGUAGCUGGUAUUAGCAAGUUAUCCGGGGAGGGCAAGCACCUAGCAGAUCCCGAAGUUCUUCGUCGUCUGACAUCAUCGGUGUCCUGCGCUCUGGACGAAGCCGCCGCGGCACUCACCAGAAUGCGGAGCGACCAACCGCCAGCACACCACAGGCAUCAUCAUCAAGAUAAACCAACGCAAUGUGGGUCUACGGCGACGGGAACCACGCAAACUGUUCCUUCCUCUGUCGGCGCGGAUGGAGCUCCUUCUUUGGCCGAGGCGUGUUCGGAUGGGGAUGUGGGGACGGUCCGGAAACUUCUCACCGAAGGUCGCUCUGUCCACGAGACGACAGAAGAGGGAGAGUCCCUCCUUUCCCUUGCCUGUUCCGCAGGAUACUACGAACUAGCGCAGGUGCUCCUCGCGAUGCACGCGAGCGUCGAAGACCGAGGCAUCAAGGGCGACUGUACACCUUUAAUGGAAGCAGCGAGUGCAGGACACGUCGAUAUCGUCCGGUUACUGAUAGCACACGGCGCCGACGUGAACGCAGUAUCAGGAUCCGGCAAUACUCCUCUCAUGUACGCGUGCGCAGGAGGACACGAGGAGUGCGUGCGCGCACUUAUCGAGAACGGCGCUAAUGUCGAAGACCAUAACGAGAACGGACACACACCGCUCAUGGAGGCCGCGUCAGCCGGUCACGUGGGCGUGGCUAAAAUCCUUCUCGAGCAUGGAGCUGGCAUCAACACCCAUUCAAAUGAGUUCAAAGAGUCUGCCUUAACCCUCGCGUGCUAUAAGGGUCACCUGGAUAUGGUACGCUUUCUACUGGCCGCGGGAGCUGACAGGGAGCACAAGACCGACGAGAUGCAUACCGCGCUCAUGGAGGCUAGUAUGGACGGUCACGUGGAAGUGGCUCGGCUCCUGCUAGAUUCUGGAGCACAGGUAAACAUGCCUACGGACAGUUUUGAGUCUCCCUUGACGUUAGCCGCGUGCGGUGGUCACGUCGAGUUGGCUAUGUUGCUGCUAGAGCGUGGAGCCAACAUUGAAGAGGUGAACGACGAGGGGUACACGCCGCUCAUGGAGGCUGCCAGAGAAGGACAUGAGGAGAUGGUAGCAUUGCUGCUAGGCCAAGGCGCUGCUAUUAACGCGCAGACGGAUGAAACGCAAGAGACCGCGUUGACGCUCGCCUGCUGUGGUGGCUUCCUUGAAGUGGCGGACUUCCUUAUCAAGGCUGGCGCGGACGCAGAACUUGGCGCUUCUACUCCUCUCAUGGAGGCCAGUCAAGAGGGACAUUUGGAGCUUGUCCGGUACCUUUUGAAUGCGGGAGCGGAUGUUCAUGCGCAAACGCAAACAGGCGACACGGCACUCACGUAUGCCUGUGAGAAUGGGCAUACGGAUGUGGCGGACGUGCUUUUGCGUGCAGGCGCCGUGCUCGAGCACGAAAGCGAGGGUGGGCGCACGCCGCUGAUGAAGGCGUGCCGAGCUGGACAUCUGUGCACCGUGCAGUUCCUAGUUGGAAAGGGCGCCGAUGUAAAUCGUAUGACUGCGAAUGCGGAUCAUACGCCGCUCUCCUUGGCCUGCGCGGGUGGGCACGCGGACGUGGUGAAGUUCUUGUUGGCUUGUGACGCGGACCCUUUCCGCAAGCUCAAAGACAAUUCCAGCACGUUGAUAGAGGCCGCCAAGGGAGGUCACACUGCUGUUGUGCAGCUGCUCCUCGACUUCCCGCAUUCCAUUAUGUUGCCCAGAGGUGAGGGUGGUGUUACAUCGGAGGAUAACAAUGGUCUAAGCUCUGCCCAGGCCGCGGCACUCGGUCUAUCUCAUGCACCUACCCCUGGCUUCAAUCAACGCGCCUUACUUCCCGCCCAUCCCCAUCCGCCUCCUCUCGCACCAAUUCCCACCGCUGCGCCUGUGCCCGCACCAGUACCUGCAGCUACACCAGCACCCACGCCGGCUGCAGCUGACCUGCCGCCUAACUUCGCCAAGGUUUAUCUAGACGGGAGGAAAAAACAACCUGUGGCGGCUAAUAACGUGGCGCCGGCAGCGAACUGUCCACCCGCUAACCCAGUGACAAGCGCAGCGGGUACGCUUCCCAUGCCAGCGGGUACGCAGGCCGCUCCACUUAUGGGCACGGGGGCUCCACUUAUGGGCACCGGUACUCCGCUCAUGGGAGCUGGAACUGCGAUGACCGCACCCGCUGCCAAACACAAGGGCACCCGUAAGCAGCGGCCCGCACCACCACACUCCGAUCACCACCUACCACCACCGCCCGAUAUAAUCGAAGAUCAGAGAACGGACGUCCUCGUAGGACAAGUGCGCAACGAAACACUGCCAGAGAACGAGAGAAGUAUGCUGGAGCUAGCUGACCCGUCUGGUCCACCGACGCUCGCCACGUCUGCCCUGCAUGCCCUCGAUCUACAAUAUUGUGCUCAAGUUGCAGCGAAAGGCCCGCUACCCAGUAGCCCACCCUACCCGCCACCGCCGAAUUAUUUAUACCCAGUGCAGCAAUUAGCAACUAAGUUAAACCAGCUCCAAUUGCAAGAACUUCAACAUCAGCAACUUCAGCAGCUUACAGCGCAGCAACAACAGCAACUAACGGUCCAACAACAAGAACUGACGGCGCAACAACAACAGCAGCUGGUUGCCCAACAACAACAGCAGUUGGCAGCGCAACAGCAACAGCAACUGACGGCGCAGCAGCAACAUAAGAAACAGCAUCAGCAGCAACAACUACAACAGCAGUUGCAACAGCAACAACAGCAGCAGCAGCAAUAUGUUGCGGCACAAAAUAUCCAACCAAGGCCUGAAAUUUAUGUGCAACAAGUAAAUGUCGAAGUCAGUGCUGGGGACGGCCAUACAGUGGAGGCGCGUGAGUUAGGAGCUGUGCUUGCCUAUCUUCAGAGAGAGGUUCCAUCCUUAAUUGCACUGCCGCCAGACGAGCUUAGAACCCUUGUGCUGCAGGUUAUGCAACAGAAAUCCCACGAGAUCUUAUUGGGUAAAUGUGCCGGGGAGGGAGAUGGUAGCGGUGAAGAAGGAGACGAGAGGAACGCGCGUCGCCUUCUCGCUGCCGCUGAAGAAGCGCUGUCGUCAGACUGUGACAUGCAGAACAUGCAAGCUGGUGGUCAGUUGACACACACCCCUUUUGUCGAGACCGACGGCCCACAAGCGACUGACGUAGUAGCUGGUGCGGCCGAACCUCAGGAAAUGGAUGUGCCACCGGAACAUCAUCAUCACUUUGCUCUGCCACCGCCCGCCAUUACCUACGACGACUAUCGGACACCGUCGUUCGGUCCGUCGGAAAUAGCCAAGAGCGCGGCGAUAGCCAGUCUGGCAGCGCGGCAGGCGGGCGUCGCGCCAGACGUGUCUGCCAUUCUAGCUGCACGGGUCGAUGCGAGGCUCAACGCCAUGACCACGGGGCUACCACCUGAUGAAGCGUACAACCUCACCGCCGGCAUGUUGUCUGGAGUUGCGGCUGGCCUCAAGGCGCUUACGCCCGCUCCCGCUCCCGCCCGAUCCUACACUCCGCCUCUUCCUCACUCGACAAAGAGGGAACAUCACCACCAGGCUACCAACACUCCUACUGCUAUCAAGAAGAAGGGUCGCUUCGGAGGCCGUGGCUGUCGAUCUGAAACCUAUGGGGCAGCGCCACCUCAACCGGCGCCUGCUGCCUACUCCGCUAUGGACCUAGACGCGGAGACGGACUCGAACCACGACACGGCGCUGACCCUGGCUUGUGCUGGAGGACACGAGGAACUCGUCGAGCUGCUCCUUUCGCGUGGUGCUGAUAUCGAACACAGGGACAAAAAGGGCUUUACACCUCUAAUCCUAGCAGCGACAGCAGGUCACGAGAAGAUUGUAGAGAUCCUGCUGAACCACGGUGCUGAUAUCGAGGCGCAGUCGGAGCGUACAAAGGAUACUCCACUAUCGCUCGCUUGCAGCGGGGGUAGAUACGACGUUGUCGAGCUGAUUCUCAACCGGGGCGCUAACAAGGAGCAUAGAAAUGUCUCGGACUACACCCCUCUGUCGCUGGCUGCUUCCGGUGGAUAUGUCAACAUAAUCCGACUGUUGUUGCACCACCAGGCGGAAAUCAACUCCCGUACCGGUUCCAAACUUGGUAUCUCCCCGUUAAUGUUGGCGGCAAUGAACGGGCACACGGCGGCUGUACGACUGCUCCUCGACUGCGGCUCGGAUAUCAAUGCGCAGAUCGAGACAAAUCGCAACACUGCGCUUACCCUAGCUUGCUUCCAAGGUCGACACGAAGUUGUUAGCUUGCUAUUGGACCGUAAAGCAAACGUCGAGCAUCGAGCGAAGACCGGCUUAACACCUCUUAUGGAAGCAGCUAGCGGGGGCUACGUGGAAGUAGGCCGAGUGUUGCUAGACAAAGGGGCUGACGUGAAUGCGCCACCCGUGCCUUCAUCUAGAGAUACAGCCCUAACAAUUGCCGCGGACAAGGGCCAUACUAAGUUUGUGGAACUGUUGCUGCAAAGACGAGCUGCGGUGGAGGUUAAGAACAAGAAAGGCAAUUCGCCGUUGUGGCUAGCAGCAAACGGUGGACACCUUGCUGUGGUCGAGAUGCUCUAUGCUUCCGGCGCAGACAUCGAUUCACAGGACAACAGAAAGGUGUCGUGUCUAAUGGCAGCUUUCCGCAAGGGCCACACCAAAGUUGUCAAGUGGAUGGUCGGUGUCGUUACGCAGUUCCCCUCGGACCAGGAAAUGACAAGGUAUAUUUGUACAAUAUCGGACAAAGAGUUGCUGGAGAAAUGUCAAGAGUGUGUGCGAGUAAUUCGCGCGGCAAAAGAAACUCAAGCGGCGCGUGCAAACCAAAAUGCGACAAUUUUGCUUGAGGAGCUAGAUGCGGAGCGAUGCCGUGAAGAGAAUCGCCGCCAAGCAGCCGCGCGAAGGCGUGAAAGAAAGAAGAAGAAGAAGAUGGAGAAGAAGGUACCGUUAGCGUUAGAACAGGAAGAGCGCCGUAAACUUCAAGCGGAGAAUGAAAAGAACACCUUGUACUGCGAAAAAGCAUCAGGCGAGUUGUCGGAAGGUGGUGAACCUGACGACGAACCAGUUCCCAAGGAGGAAGGCGACUCCGGUAUUGAUGCUAAUUCACAGGGUUCCUGUUCAUCAUCGGAUGUGAAAGCUCCACCCGCUUCAAGCAAGACUAAAAAGAAGAAAAAGGAAGAAAAGAUACCUACUCCUGCACCUUCUAAGAAACAACCUGAUAAAACAAAGUCCAAACUAGAGUCAAAAGAGAAGGAAAUAAGUACUAAAAGUGAGAAAAAACAAGAGAAAGAGAAUGUCGCACCUGUAGCGCCAGUGGUGCCCGUCCCCCCGCCUAAACACGAACGCACCAAGAAGGAAAAAAGCCAAGAAGAAGAUCUAAAAACCAUAGCCGUACAGAAUGUUAACAAGUACGGAAACAGCUCUAGAAAGAGCCAAGUGUUUGAAUCGUCUAGGCUUAACGUGGAGAAAGACGACGUUGACACGAUCGAGAAAUCUAAAAAAAUAUUCAGCCAUCAAUGGGAGACGGAAGGCAAAAAUACGUCCCCAAAAAGCGCAACUGCUCCAAGUGCGUCACGUCGCGAGGAAGGUUGGAAGGAGGUUGUUCGAAAAUCUAGUGUACAACCACCCUCAGCAGUCGAACCUGGAUGUAAGAAAGUGUGCGUCGCAUCCCAUGCAAUAUCGCGAGUGAUCGGCAGAGCCGGAUCGAAUAUCAACGCUAUCCGUUCAGCUACAGGCGCCCAUAUUGAAGUUGACAAGCAGACUAAGGGACAAGGAGAGCGAAUUAUUACAAUCAAGGGCUCAACGGAAGCUACUAAGCAGGCAGCGAGCCUUAUUGCAGCUAUGAUCCGAGACCCAGAAGCAGAUAUUGCUCAACUGUUGCCUCGCGCUAAACUACCCGUCCCAGCACCGCAACCUGCAGUCGUGAAACCAGCGAAACAACCGACUACGAAGACAACACAUUUGACCAGCGUGUCAGCUGCGACUCGAAUGGCCCCGCCCACAAGCGCAACCGCAGUAGUAAGCGCUGUGCCUGCAUCGGCCGUGCGUACCCCCGCUAAACAGCAUCCACCCGCACGUGCCCCUACGAGAAUACAUGCUCACCCUAUCGCUACGGUUGCAACCGAGAAACGAGCUCCAAGCGCUCCAGGGGCAGUCGGCUCCAGCACCAGCAACAUCGUGAAGCCCGGAGCGCUCUCGUACACGGGCGCUAUCGUUGGUGCAAGAAGCCACACAUUCGCCGCAAAGGUUACUGCUACUCCGCCGGUUGACAGCAAGCCCAGACCUUCGACGCAGGUGUGUGCAAGUCCAUCGUCUAGUGCCGCUAGCAGCGGAGCUAGUUCUUCACCCCUGAAAUCUCGGACACCACCACCUGCGCCCGCGCCACGCCCUCCUCAAGCUACGCCUCCGCAUAGGCAAGAAGAUCCACGUGUUAAUGAGCGAUUGCAGCUAAGUCCAGACAACGCAAGCACAUGGAGCAAUGAAGAGAACCCAGUGAAUACAUCUACUUCAGCUCUACACAUUAACACUACGCCACAGUCAACGGGCAGUGCUAGCGGCAGCAGCGCGGGCACUCUUGAGUACUCCCUGUUCAAGGACCUGUCCGCGGGUGGGGGUGGUGGAAUGUGGACGAACGAACCGCACGCAGAAGCUCCGCCUCCUCCUGUCGAUGCGAGCAAAGCGCCUGGUUACAGAGGCGCAGGGGGUGGCGGCGGUUGCUCCCCAUGUUCGCGCACGUCGUCACACGGCUCGACACCUCCACCGUACCACCAGCCUUAUCAUCAGCAGACCUCUAUGGGCAACAAUAUGAACGCCAUGGACAUGAGCGGUCUGACUCGAAAUGGACCUAUAUACCAAGAUAACUCACGCAAUGGACAUAAUAUCAUGGUAUCAAUGUCGAGUGGCGUGAACGUGGGACUGGGCUACGUAAACGUGGGUAACGUAGGGAACGUGGGCGUCGGUGUGGGCGUUGAAAACGUGUCUCGACUUAACCCUCGUGCACCUGACUUCGCUCAGAGACACCCGUUACUUCAGCAUCAGCAUAAACAUUCGGCGCAGCAACUGUUUGCCGGCGCGGGCAACGCCAGUAAUCUCAGCUCGCUGCUGAUGUCAUACCAGCAACAUCCACAGCCACAACCGCCACCGCAGCCCCAGCCGCAACCGCAACAUCCCUACCAGUCGCUCCUUGACCGCGGAGUAGGGGUAAAUGUGAACUCGGUGGGCGUGGGCAUGGGUGUGUCAUGGGGUGAGGAAGAAGAGAGGAAACCUCGCCCCAUUGGUACGGAACGCGCCUGGAAGCUCACCGCCGGCGAAGACUGGCACCACCGCACCGACCAUGACAGAUACCAGCAAGGAGUAAGCGGCAUGAGCGGUGUAGGCGUGGGCGUUGGGGUGAACACCGGAGUUGGUGUCGGCGUUGAGGGCUACGGCGUGGGUGGAGCCGGCGCAGGCGCAGCUACGGCAGCAGCUCUCUCGCUUAUGCAUGCGCUACCACUCCACUACAUGCCGCCCGUGCCUGAUCAUCAACAAUGGGACCGCCCGCCACAUCACAACAACGAUAAACAGCAAACCUGGAGCAAGUGGAACCACUAG
Leptosia nina is the source of this 7863-nucleotide messenger RNA. Lineage: Eukaryota; Metazoa; Arthropoda; Insecta; Lepidoptera; Pieridae. The record is from the annotation of a GenBank genome assembly.